Molecule: messenger RNA, 2018 nt
Organism: Mollisia scopiformis
Lineage: Eukaryota; Fungi; Ascomycota; Leotiomycetes; Helotiales; Mollisiaceae
Product: mannan endo-1,6-alpha-mannosidase
Exons: 2
Coding region: 500-1981 (493 amino acids)
Biological process (GO): carbohydrate catabolic process; fungal-type cell wall biogenesis
Molecular function (GO): mannan endo-1,6-alpha-mannosidase activity
Source: RefSeq, a predicted model, not a curated record
CCGAGUUUAUGCAGUUGCUACGCAAAUAAGCUCGUAUUAUCCACUCACCUUCUGAUGGGCUGCAUGGGUGUAUGCGUUACGUUCUAUUGAUGGGGAUGUUGGCCAUGGAACUUCUUGGCUACUGUAAAGCGUUUGCAUUCCUCGUUGACGUCGUGCUUUGCUUGCUACUAUCGCAUGUCUUGUUGCAAUGUGUACUCGGUUUUGAAGUCGCCCGAAGUUCCUUGGCGCCGUCGUACAGUUCUUUUGGUCAACGCUGAUGUGAGGGGUUGCGGCGCGGGGUCAGCUCACAUUCGCUUUGUGAUAUUGAACCACUCUUGAGAAACAGCAAAAUGAGGGCAUUCGCAAAACUAUUAUGGCUCUGCGCCAUGCAGGUCAUAUACGCCAUUGAUGUGGACUGGAGUAGUUCAGGUGACUCUCCUUAAUCCCAAAUCAUGAUUUAAAUUGAUUCGAUUUCUACCCAGAUUCUAUCAAAGCUGGCGCAAGGAUAGCCUUAGAUGGAAUGAUGUCCUACUACACCGGGAACCUCAGCGGCCAAAUCCCAGGUCUACUUCCUGCACCCUACUACUGGUGGGAAGCUGGUGGGAUGUGGGGAGCUCUCGUUGAUUACUACCACUACACCGGAGACCCAACCUACAACGCAGUCACUAUGCAAGCAUUACAGUUCCAAGUGGGCCCCUACAAUGAUUUCAUGCCUCCCAACGAAACAGCAUCACUGGGAAAUGACGAUCAAUCAUUCUGGGCUUUAGCAGCGCUAAGUGCAGCAGAGACGAACUUCCCCAACCCAGCUCCCGAUCAACCUUCAUGGUUGGCUCUCGUGCAAGCAGUAUUCAACGAGCAGGUCUCCCGCUGGGACACCCAAUACUGCAAUGGCGGAAUUAGAUGGCAGAUUUACCCCCAGAAUAACGGGUAUACGCUCAAGAACUCGAUUUCCAACGGCUGUCUAUUCAACAUUGCCUCCCGCUUGGCGAGAUAUACGGGCGAUGAUAUGUAUGCGCAGUGGGCGGUCAAGAUCUGGGAUUGGAUGAGCAGGAUUGGGUUGAUUGAUGCGAAUUACAACGUUUAUGAUAAUUCCGAGGCGGACAUUCUGAAUUGUACGCAGGUUGAUAAGAACCAGUGGGUUUAUAACGCCGGGACUAUGCUCAUGGGUGCUUCUACCAUGUAUAACUACACAAACGGCUCAGCCCUCUGGCAAACCCGCACAGCAGGUCUCCUCUCCACCCUCGCCUUCGACUUCUUCCCAGGCGGCAUAAUGAAAGACAUCUGCGAACAAUACAACGCCUGCAACGUCGACGAACACUCCUUCAAAGCCUACCUCUCACGCUGGAUGGCGGCCUCCACCAAAAUGGCACCCUUCACAUACAAUACCUCGUACCCCCUCCUCGUCUCCUCCGCCAAAGCAGCAGCAGCCCAAUGUAACGGCUCGCCAACGGGCAAUGUAUGUGGGCUGAAAUGGUACAACAACGGGACGUGGGAUGGAACGAAUGGUGUCGGGCAGCAGAUGGCGGCGCUGGAAGUCAUGCUCGGGACGCUGAUUAAGCAGACUACUGCUCCGGUGACGAAUUCCACGGGCGGGACGUCCGUCGGGAAUCCGACGGCGGGGUACAACUCCUCGAGUGUCCCGCCGGGAGAGGUGAUUGUUCCUGCUAACCAUGGGGAUCGAGUCGGAGCGUGGUUUUUGACUGCGGUUCUGGGUUUGGCGGCGAUGUGGUGUUGGUUGUUUAUGAGUACGAGUGUUUUGGAGGGGAGAGGUGGGAAGCCGACUGUUGCGGGGAGGAAGGCGAGGGUAAGUAGGACGUGGGAGGGGGUUUGGAAGGGAAAGGGGAGAGAGACGAGUGUGGAUCUUGGAGAGGAUGGAGGGGUCAUGAGAGAAGUGCAGCGUCCGAAACAUGCUAGUGUUUUGUCGAAGAGGUCGAUUGGAGAUGAUAGGGCGGGUGAUAGGAGGAGUAUUCCGAUUUAUAGGGGAGGUGACUUAGCUACUUGAUAGUGUUAGAAAAGCAAGAAACAGAAAUGAAGCAUUU